AUGCCAGAUGCUAAGAUAGGAGCCGUGAUCCACCAGAACAGUAUGCAUCAGCCUGAUCGAAUGGCGGACGAUGUCCACUCCGCCAACCAGAGCGACCGGGCUCAGCAACGUCGCCAAAAGGCUGCCGACGCCGAAUGGACCAGUGCCAAAAACGGCAUCUCCGGAGCUGACCAGGCGUCUGAUGCCAACGAUCCCCCCAGCAAACGACGACGGGUCGCGCUGGCGUGCACUGUUUGCCGUGGGCGGAAAUCACGUUGCGAUGGCACGCGCCCCAAGUGCUCGCUGUGUGUCGAGUUGGGAUUCGAAUGCAUCUAUCAACAAUCUGCGUCGUAUUCGAACAUCAUCAUCGGCAAGGAGUACUUGUCGUCGAUCGAGGAUAGAUUGAAGGAGGUAGAAGGCCGUCUUGCUUUUCUCGAGAACCGCGACCGGACUCUUGUUCAUCAACCUGCCAAUCCAAACCUCUCCAAUGGAGUUUCUUCUUCAGAUUUCCCACAGCCGGACACGGCGUGCUUACGGGAAGAGAGCCUUGGAGAUGCGGAAACCGUCGAAGAUCCCAUCGAUGCCAUGGGCGCGGUCACGUUUGCGCAGGAAGAGGACUGCGCAUUCUUUGGGCCGUCGUCCAACAUUGCGUUCCUUCGACACGUAUCGAGGGCCGUGGCCCGCUUGACUCACGACCCUGAACCCUGGAAACCGUCUCCUGCAGAACAUCACUCGGUAGGUUUUACAGGCGGAUUCAUCAAUACCUCUGGCCCUGCAUCUCCUAUUCCGACACCCCACGACCCUCCUCUUGAUCACGUCAACAUCUAUGCCCUUCCUCCCGACUCGGUGGCUCGUGAGCUCCUAAACUGGUAUUUCAGCAACACUGGCUUGUUGUUUCCUUAUAUCCACGAGCAGUCAUUCAUGGAAACAUUUGAACAGGCCAGCAAGGUCAAGUUCAAGGGCGUCAGGAGAAUUUGGCUCGCCCUGCUCAAUAUCGUCUUCGCUCAUGCCAUGGUGCAUGCACGAGAAAACACCACGACUCCAGGGAGUGUCGAGUCGACCGCGGCAAAGGCCAGCGCCGAGUCAGAGAUAUAUUUCCGCCGAGCUUCAGGUCUUUUCAGCGAAAAGAACGCCAAUGGAACUGGGACUAGUGAAACAGUGCAGUUUCUCCUACUCAUGGGUCAGUACUUGCAGGGAACGCAGAAAUCAGUGCAGACCUGGAAGACACAUGGUCUUGCAACGCGAGCUGCGUUUCAGAUAGGUCUUCACUCGAGUGACUUGGCCCGAGUUUUCCCUCCACUCGAGCAGGAGGUCCGGAAAAGGACAUGGUUUGGUUGUAUCAUGCUCGACCGGACCUUGAGCAUGACCUUUGGACGACCACCAGCGAUCCCUGACAGCUACGUCCAACUGGAGCUGCCGGUGGGAUUCUCGGCACUAGACGGCGGAGCUGCGGCGACGGACAAGAAGGAGUCACUGAGCAUUGCCUUCUUCAACGGCACCAUUGCGCUCUACAAAGUGCUCUGCACGAUCAUUGAUUCGCUCUAUGGCCAGAAUCUGGCCUGCUCAUUCAAAUCAAACGCCGUGGACACGGUCGCCUUGGUCUACAAGAUUGAAAACCAACUGUCUGAGUGGCAACGCGGACUCCCGUCUCACAUGAGGCUCAUCGCCACCCAAGAUAUACUCCCGGAACGCCUGCCGCAGGUAGAGAGCUCGGCCGAGGAAGCAUGGCGACAACUGCGGCUCCGCUUCAUCCUCACCCUCCGCUACACCAAUGUGCGCAUCCUGCUCCAUCGCCCCGUGCUGGUCAAGUUCCUCGACGGACUGAGCAAUCCGGCAAACCACCAGGAUACCUCGUUGCUACAGCAGGUCGGCACCAUCCAUAUCCAGAUUGCCAUCAAGUCGGCCAAGGAGAUUAUUUAUCUGGUGCACAACGCCCUGCAGUCCGCAACGGGGCGGUCGAAAUGGGGCUUGUUGGGCGCAUGGUGGUUUUCAUUGUACUACACAUUUAAUGCAGCCUUGGUGCUGGGAGCAUGCGUCCUGGUUCAGAUCGACCAGAAGGCUUCGGGCAACGAAUCCAACAUGUCGCUGACCGAGUCGACCGAGGACAUGAGCCUGCAUUUGGAAAUGGCCAUCGAAGCGAUCCGCCAUAUCGACAGCGACAAUCGCAUGGUGGCACGGUGUCGAGACUAUCUCGAGCAGUUUGUCCAGGUCGUCCAGGCGCUAGCCAUCGGCCAGGGCCUCCUCCCCCAACCCCAUGACUGGCAGCCCGUCACAUAUCACCACCCGGCCGGUAAUGUGCCCGCAUUCCCACAGGUGCCGCACAUCCCGCCGCACGAGGCAGGCGACUACGGGGUCCUGCUGGGAGGCGGCGCCGGGGCCGUCAUGGGCAUGUUCAACCACGGCAGCAGCGGCGUUGUGGCCAGCAGCAAGCAGUCGCCGCUCGGCAUGGAGCUGGGCGAGUUCAUGCUCGAUGGCGAUCUCGAGUUUCUGAGUAGUCACUCGUUUGCGUAUAAUCGGGGAGUGGCUCCGUGA
Messenger RNA from Fonsecaea multimorphosa CBS 102226, 2511 nucleotides. RefSeq lists its product as uncharacterized. NCBI's taxonomy places the organism in Eukaryota, Fungi, Ascomycota, Eurotiomycetes, Chaetothyriales, Herpotrichiellaceae. Gene Ontology annotation, molecular function: RNA polymerase II cis-regulatory region sequence-specific DNA binding; zinc ion binding; DNA-binding transcription factor activity, RNA polymerase II-specific. Gene Ontology annotation, biological process: positive regulation of transcription from RNA polymerase II promoter by galactose; DNA-templated transcription. Bases 1 to 2511 code for a protein of 836 amino acids. Gene Ontology annotation, cellular component: nucleus. The transcript has 7 exons. The record is from RefSeq and is a predicted model, not a curated record.